AUGCAAAAUGCAGGUGAUGUUCAGCUUUGUGCCAGAAAACCAGCUGGCUGUGAGGCGGCAGUUCAUGCUAUUUUGGUAAUCUUUACAGAAGAUGAAACAGAUGCAAAGUUAUUGGUGGAUGCUACAAACGCGUUCAAAUCAAUUAGCCAGAGAAUCAUGUUACCCAACAUUCAGUACAUUUGUCUUCCCAUAGCAAUUUACACCUUCAACUAUUAUGUCACAGCGUCAAGAUUGUUUGUCCAAGAUAUUAAUGAAUGUUGGAGAUAUUCGUGCUGUAACUGUCAACGUCCACAGGAAAGAUGCAAUAACACAAAAGGUUCUUGCAAUUGUGUAUGUGCAGAGGGGUUCCAUUCAAAUGGCGGUGAAUGUGUUGAUAUUGAUGAAUGUGCAUCAUCUUCAUGCAAUCUUACGGAGUUCAUUUCAUGUCAAAACACCUAUGGUUCUUACAAAUGCAGCAUGUGUGAGAAAGGGUUUAUUUUCAGCGGAAAGGAUUGUUUUUCCAACUCUGAACUGAUAAUAAGAUUGAAUGGUUCAAGUAGCAAUAUGAGUGGAAGAGUGGAAAUCUAUCAUCCAACACUUGGCUGGGGCACAGUGUGUCAUUGGGGCGGUAGUGACCAUUUGAAGAUCAAUGAAGGUAACGUCAUCUGUCGUCAGUUGGGUUUCUCUGGAGCGACCAAGAUCAUACUCCAGACUUACUAUGGCCACGGAAGUGGUCCUGUAGGUCCUGUAUUGCUUUCUCUUGUUCGAUGCUCUGGGGAUGAGUCAUUCAUCUGGGAUUGCAGUCAUGGUGGAUGGAAUAAUCCUCCCCGGUACUGCGACCAUAGUCGUGAUGUCGGUGUGGAUUGUUACUGAGAUCACAAUCAUUCAAGGACACUGGGUUAGAUAAUAGACUAGAUUUUCUUUUUCUUGCUGCUUAAUUACAUAGUUAAUAAUAAUUGGGACG
Molecule: messenger RNA, 943 nt
Organism: Dendronephthya gigantea
Lineage: Eukaryota; Metazoa; Cnidaria; Anthozoa; Malacalcyonacea; Nephtheidae
Product: fibrillin-2-like
Exons: 4
Coding region: 1-852 (283 amino acids)
Cellular component (GO): membrane
Molecular function (GO): calcium ion binding
Source: RefSeq, a predicted model, not a curated record